Molecule: messenger RNA, 2898 nt
Organism: Caenorhabditis remanei
Lineage: Eukaryota; Metazoa; Nematoda; Chromadorea; Rhabditida; Rhabditidae
Exons: 11
Coding region: 1-2898 (965 amino acids)
Source: RefSeq, a predicted model, not a curated record
AUGCACUCACUGGCUGAAAGAGUGAUCGCCGACGUGAUUUUCACAUCAGAGCGUUGUAAUCGAGUAACAUAUGGAUUACGAACGGUAAAUGGAGACCCUUCACGAUAUAAGCAAUGUGGUCCCUCUGGAAGAGUUUGGAUUGUUCCAUGUGCACCUCAAAUGACUUUUGAUCCGGAGGAUAGGGUUUGCAAAGAACGACCGGAUUCUCGUGUCAUGAAACCGAUGAGAAAAUAUGAAACUCCACCCAAAAAUAUCAUCACAACGCCUGCUCCAAUUCCAUCUAGCUAUCCAGUUUCUGCUGAAGUUACGCCUGCUUCUGCUCCAGUUGCUGCUCCAGAAGAGUUCGUAUUCUCAACUGUUCGUCCGAAAAGUCGAAAACCAAAAUCAAGAACACGUGGAAAAUUGAGAAAAACAACAAGUGCAAUGACGACUACUCCUCUUCCAAUCACAACAACUCCAAUGUCAAUGGAAAUAGAAAAAUCAGUGGAAUCAGAACUGACGACUACACCAAAAAUAGUGAUAUUUGCAAGUAAAAAGAAUAGUUUAGGAGGUGGAAGAAGCGAGGAAACGAAACAACAAUUGACAAGAGGAAGAGGGGUUUCUCCUGCAUUCACGAGACCUGGAAGGAUCCGAACAACCACUUCAUUGCCAGUUACUCACGCGACAAGAUUCAUUCCAGGAGUUCAGAAGGUUACUGUAGCUCCGAAAGAGGCUCAAGGAAUGCCACAUACUUUGGCUCCGUAUGAGAAAAUGGAAAGACGAGGAGAGAAUUUCGAAGUUGGAGAAAUGACAACAAUGACUCCCGAGUAUACAGUCAGAUACAAUGGACAAACUAUGACUGAGAAUGAGUUUUUGAAUCAGCUUCUGCAUAUCGUCCAACAUCAAAAAACGGUUUCCGAACGACAACAACAGGAUAAGUUUGAUCGGAUGGAACAGGAGAGAAUCAGACAAGAGAAAGAAGAGAAAGCACGGGAAAUCGAGAGACGCAGACAAUUAGAAGAGGCUGAAAAGGCCAGACAAGCCGAGGUUGAUAGGCAAGCAGCGAUUUAUGCAGAACAAGAACGAAUGGCAAUGGAAAGAGAACGAGAGUUGGAGAGAAUUAGACAGGAAGAGAGGAAGAGAGAAAUGGAAAGAAUCAGACAGGAAGAAAUUGCGAUGGAAAUAUCCAGAAUGAGAGAACUGGAACGUCUUCAAAUGGAGAGACAACAGAAGAAUGAGAGAGUUAGACAAGAGUUGGAGGCAGCUAGAAAACAGAAGAUAAUGGAAGAAGAACGACAGAAAAAGAUUCAGGAACAGUUGAGAGAAAUGGAAAAGAUAAGGAAGGAACAGGAAGAAGCGAGAGAAAGAGAGAUGAGGAGGUUAGAGGAAGAGAGAACACAGGAAAUGGAGAGAGUUAGAGAGGAAGAGAUGGAGAGACAGCAACAAAUUGAGAGACUUAGACAUCAAGAAGAAGAACGGAAACGGAAAAAGUUGGAAAAGGAAAGGGAAGAAAGGAAGAAGGCGUUGAUGGAAGAAGAACGGAAACGAAAGAUUUUGGAGAAGGAAUUGGAGGAAAGAAGACAAGAAAUGAUAGAGGAAGAGAGGAGAAGGAAGAUUCUGGAACAGGAAAUGGAGGAGAGACAAAAUGCGAUUUAUGAGGAAGAGCAGAGGAGGAAAGAAGAAGAAAAAAGAAGAGAACAGAAGGAAAUGGAAGAGAAGAGAAUGAUUCAGGAGCAGAUGAGAAAGGGAAUCCAAGAGAGGACACGGUUGGAAGAAAUGGAGAGAGAAAGGGAGAUGAUGAGGCAGAUUAUGGAGAACGAACAGAAGAGGAAUCAGAUGGAAAGACAGGAGUUUGAAGCCACCACUCCAAUUACAACAAUCAAACCAAUCUACCGACCCGGCAUUGCUGAAUACCGUCCCCCAGAAGUCGAAUCUCAUAUGAUUCGUUUCACAACUCAAUCCCCAGAAUGGGCAACUCAAUCACCCACAUGGAAUCCCUCUUGGAAUACGGUAACUGUAGAAGAAGAGUCACCUGGAGUCCCAAUUAUACACAGUCAAUGUCAAAUCAAUGGACAGUGUGAAUUGAAAUAUGAUGCUGAUUCAUUCUGUGCUCAUCCAAACACUCCAUCAAUGUAUCUUCAAUGUGCUCCGUUGUAUGGUAGAUUAGGUAGAUGGACAGAAAGACAUUGUCCGGAUACAUUGAUAUUUAUUGUGGCAAUCGGAAGAUGUGAGAAGGGGGAAGAGACGAGGAAACCGUAUGAUCCAGAUAAUAGAGUUGUCAUUCCGAGGUUACCAUCUGAGACUUCAUUUGUUGAGUGGAAAGGAAAUAGAGUAAUUGACCAUCACAUUCCCUCUCCUGUAUCUCCUCCGAGAGUUUAUCCACCAGUUCCUGAAACUCAUCAACCUCAAAUCUAUAAUACAAUUGAUGAAUUCCCGAAAGAUCUUCUCCCGAAAAUUCCAGAAGUUUCUCCUGCAGAGACUUAUGCUCAGCAAUAUCAGAACCAUAUUCAUGGUAGUGUAAUAAGCGGAUAUCAACGUCCAGUUGCUCCAACAGUUGCUCCAAUUCCAGUAAUUCCAGUUUCUUAUCAAAUCACACGUGUUCCGAAUAUUCCAAAUAUAAAUCAAAGCAUAAAAUCCGAGAUUGAUCUAUCUCAUAUUCAUCCAUUAUUCCCACGUGUUCAACCAGACUUUUUGAGUCGGAUUCUGCCGUCUUUAAACUUGAAAAUGCACGAUGAACACUCACCUCAAUCACUUGGAAGUGUGGUGAAGCCGGUUCUUAAAAAGAUUGCUCUAAACCAAACGGAGCAGUUUCUAGACCGUCUUCUAGCUGAUCAAGUGCAAGAUGAGAAUAUCAGAAAAGAGAUUAUCGAUAGGUUAAAGUCAUCAAAUGUCGAGGAAACCACGAAGAAAUCGACAUAA